AUGAUGAAGUGGGCUUUUGUUCUGUGUACCCUGGUGGCUUUCUCCGAGUGUGUUCGGGUGCCCAUGAUCAAGCAUAAGACAGCCCGGCAGGUACUGCAGGAAAAAGGUCUUUGGGGGGAGUACAGAAAAAAGUUCCCACAUCAGCCCAUGGUCAAGUUCCAGCAACAGCAGGAUGGUGUACAGACCAUGACCAAUGAUGCUGAUCUGUCUUACUACGGUGUCAUCUCCCUGGGAACUCCGCCCCAGUCCUUUAGUGUUAUCUUUGACACUGGCUCCUCCAACCUGUGGGUGCCCUCUGUGCGCUGCAGCAGUGCCGCUUGCAAUAAUCAUCGGCAGUUCAACCCUGACUCUUCCAGCACCUUCAAGGGUACUCAACAGAGUCUUCGGAUCCGAUACGGGACUGGCAGCAUGGCUGGAAUUCUCGGCUACGACACCCUGGAGGUGGGCGGAAUCACUGUGAGCAACCAGAUCUUUGGCCUGAGUGAAAGUGAGGCCCCGUUCAUGGAACACAUGGAGCCUGAUGGUAUCCUGGGUCUCGCCUUCCCUUCCAUUGCGUCCGCUGGAGCCACCCCCGUCUUCGACAACAUCAUGAGACAAGGCCUGGUCUCCCAGGACCUCUUCUCUGUCUACCUGAGUGGGGACGGCGAGUCAGGCAGCGUGGUGCUGUUUGGUGAGAUUGACCCUCAAUUCUACACAGGUAGCUUCACCUGGGUUCCUCUGACCUCCGAGACCUAUUGGCAGAUCAAGUUGGACAGUGUCACCAUCGAUGGAUAUGUUGUUGCUUGUGCUGAUGGCUGUCAGGCCAUUGUUGACACUGGAACCUCCCUUGUUGUUGGACCUUCCAGUGACAUGAGCCGCUUAAUUGACUGGAUUGGUGCCACCACUGACCAACAUGGUGAUGCUCUCGUGUCCUGUGAAAAUGUCAACAACAUGCCCGACGUCACCUUCAAUAUCAACGGACAAGCUUUUACUCUCCCAGCGUCUGCCUAUGUCUCUGAGGUCGGCGGUGGUUGUAUGGCUGGCUUUGGUAAUGGUGGUACCCAACAGCUCUGGAUCCUGGGUGACGUUUUCAUCAGACAGUUUUACACUAUAUUUGACAGACAUAACAACAUGGUGGCUUUUGCUUCAUCUGCAUGA
Molecule: messenger RNA, 1137 nt
Organism: Sardina pilchardus (European sardine)
Lineage: Eukaryota; Metazoa; Chordata; Actinopteri; Clupeiformes; Clupeidae
Product: pepsin A-like
Exons: 9
Coding region: 1-1137 (378 amino acids)
Biological process (GO): proteolysis
Molecular function (GO): aspartic-type endopeptidase activity
Source: RefSeq, a predicted model, not a curated record